This is a messenger RNA of Tribolium castaneum (red flour beetle), 2990 nucleotides long. RefSeq names its product transient receptor potential cation channel protein painless. Gene Ontology annotation, molecular function: protein binding. The record is from RefSeq and is a predicted model, not a curated record. The transcript has 2 exons. NCBI's taxonomy places the organism in Eukaryota, Metazoa, Arthropoda, Insecta, Coleoptera, Tenebrionidae. Bases 319 to 2814 code for a protein of 831 amino acids.
CUAUGAAAGAAAGCCUCUCCCAUGAGAAUUUGUCUACACUAACCAAGUGGUUUAAAUAAUACAUACUUUCAAAGUUUCAUUUGUGACCAUAUGAAGUACACUGGAAGCACAAGCUAUUGGACUCACUCCAUAAAUUGUAUUUUGGGAAAACCCGGCAACUUUUAUGAUAUUCACUUAUCUCUUAUCAAUAAAAACCAUAUUUCCGUUACAAUGACAAUAGUUCGGUAGAUAUUGUGAGCCAGUUGCAUUUAAUUAUUUCGCGGGUCUUACUAUUUUUCAAAUAAAAAUUUGUUAAUUGUCGGCUAAAGUAUAAAUAAAAUGAGUUAUUCUGUUGUACCAAUAGAAGAGGAAAAGCUUCAAGAGAAUGAGGAAAACGUCGCAAAAAGCCUCUAUCGGUGGAUUCAAGGAUUUAGCAAAGCGUGCGACAAUAACAGUAUCAAGAACAUUGCAAGGCUUCAAGACAACAAAGUCCUCAAAAAAUUCAUGCAAUUAGACACAAACUGUGAUUUUUCAACAACCGAAAAGAGAAAUAAAUUCAAAUACGAACACAUAGAAACUGUACUAAAUAAAUAUGACAUGGAUAAUAAGAACGCUAAGGAUGUAACGUAUUCUAUGUUCUUCGCAUCAGCCCUACUUGAUUUGGAUAAAUUGGCUAAAAUCAUUAAACUGAAGCCUAGUUUAAUUGACCAAACAAUAUAUUCGAACUCCGUGCUUAUUUUUACUCUCAAGUACGGAAACUUCUACAAGGAGAACUUCGUAGAUUGUGUGAAAGAAUUAAUCGAGUCUGGUGUCAACGUUAACAAAUGUGAUCUUGUCGGGAAAAGUGCGAUUGAUUACGUUGCUGAAUUAUACGAAGAAAAUAAAGACAACAGUGAUGUAGCAGCAAAGUUGAAGACUGUGGCCCGACUAAUUUUAAAUAAAACUGUAUACGGGAAUGACAAUAACAUGACCAAGAAUUUCCUCGAAAAAAUCAUGAACUUUGAUUUAAACACUCUUGCGGAGAUGGACGUUAAAACAAAGUUAUUUUACUGCAUAGUAAAGAACAAAAUAACGGAACUUCAGAAAUUGGAGGAUGUUGAACAAUACCUAAAUUGUGACACCGAAGAAAACACUUUACUGCAAAUAGCUUGCAAACGCAAUUGCACUUUGGAUGUCAUCCGCUGGUUGCUAAAUAAUGGUGCUGAUGUGAAUAUGAAGACGCCGCUAAAUCCCCUCACGCCGUUGGAAUUAGCAGCAACGCACAACAGUAUUAAGAUCUUCGAAGAAAUACUAAAGUGUAGAGAAACUAAGAUCGGAAAGGACCAUUUCAACAAUCUCAUCAAGUGGCAUAAAGGCUCCAUGAAAUCAAGAAUAUUUGAGCUUUUUUUGGAAUCAGACAAGAUAAAUGUUGAAUUCAAAUCUGAAGGGACUGGGAAUACACCCCUCCAUUACGCCGUUUGGUUCUCCUAUAAAACAGCGAUUCAAAAUUUACUACAGUGUGGAGCGUCUUUGACUGUAAAGAACAAUAAUCAAAAGUGCCCCCUUGAUAUAAUCGAUUCUGCAGACCUCGAGAAAUAUUUCGACAAUUGCAUAGCUUUGGACAACUACAACCAGCACUUUGCAAACCCCGAUUAUAAGAUGAACAUUCGUUUCACGUCUUUAAUCAAAGACGGCGAGUUGAAAGAAAGCACAGUUUUUUCGAAAAUUGGGAAUCGACCGAAAUUAGAACACCUUCUGACGCACCCCCUAAUCCAUUUAUUUAUUUUACUGAAAUGGCACCUAAUUCGCGUUUAUUUUUGGACCGUUUUGCUAGUUAAAGCGACAUUGUAUUCCCUGUUGGCUUAUUGCCUUUAUCAUCUCCCUGGUUUAUCAGCAGGCGGAUAUGCGUUUUGUGUAACACUGGCGGUAAUCAAUACUUUUAUAAAAAUACCGAUUUUCCUGUACUGGCAAAAAAAGGGCAAAAGAAAUGAAUUUCUCGUAAUGCAGCGCGCCCCUCUGCACGCUUUUCUAGAAAUAUUUUUAGUAAUAAUAAUGUGGGGCAGCUUUUUCCAGAACCAAUUCCGGGCCUUCGUUUUCAUCGCACUUGCCGUUUCGUUUCUCUUAACCACAGGUUACCACCCCAAACUGUCGAAAUGGUCGAUCAUGUUGCAGAAAGUUUUCAAAACUUUCACCAUUUUGUUGAUUUUUUUCUCGCUCAUAAUUGUGGCGUUCAGUGCUGGUUUUCAGAUGCUGUUCCCCGGGGAGGGACAGUUUCGGGAUUUUUUUAGCGCCGUUUUCAAAACGUACAUUAUGGCCACGGACGACUACAAUAUUGACGAACACACCGAUUUUGACUCGGCGGGAAUUGCGGGAUAUUUUAUGUUCCUGCUUUUUGCGAUGAGCAUUUCGCUGGUUAUUGUCAAUUUCUGGACCGGUGUUGCAGUGACUGACAUCGAACGAAUUGAAAGAACGUCGGUGGUGAACGCGUUUAGGAACGUCAUUAUUUUCAUGUCUUUCAUUGAGUGGGUUUAUAGGUUUGAAUUUCUGGGAAAAGUUCGGGGCUGUGUACCGAACCCUUUACUGUUUCCUGGUGAUUGCAAAACCAUUGACUUUUAUGCUAAUAAAGACAACCAGUUUGGAAAUGGUCACAGGUUUCCAAAAAACAUCGACAAAGAAUGCUUCAAUAAAAUACAAGAUCAUUACAUAAAAUGUACCAAAGAAAAACUUAACCAAAGUGAAAUCAUGAACAAAUUGAACCAGCUUUCGGAUGCGCUGAAUGAAUUAAAAAAGAAGUGUAGGUGUUUUGAGGACGAAACGCAAAAACCUCAAAGAAAACCUCGGGCAGUAAUUAACUGAGAGGUGGUUGUUAUAACAAACCAUUAAAACACAUACAAACUCUUUGUUUCAAUUUCAUUUUUAAUUGGACAUUUUUUGCGUGAUCUUAGCUCAAAAUAAUGUAGUUCUGGUUGUAAUUUGAUGGUUAUAGGAACAUAUGCUGUCUGUUGUUUAUUAAGAUAUUAAAUAUUUAGUAA